UUAUGGUAUUUUUUUAGGUGGUUCGUUCAACAGUUUUUAAAUAGAGCAAUGAAGUUCCAUCUAAAUGAUAAGAUGCUGGUGACGUGGUUGCUGAUAUCUGGACUGACAGGGUUUUCAGAUGCAGUUCUACUAUCAGGAAUUGCUGCUACAAUCCAAUACUAUACAGAAUUAUUUAAAGGCUCUUACACUAACAUGAGCACUGCUGAAAUUUCCCACGAGAACAUCAAUCAUAGAUUUGCACCUUAUAGCUUCAAAAUUGAUUCAGGAAACCCAAAAACAUCAGAAGGAUACCUCGCUGAUCAGAUUCUGGACAACCAAUCAUCUGGGAAAGUUACUUUAGUUGGCAAGAUAGGCGACUAUGACGAGCAAAGUGAAGACAGUGGAUCAUGGAUAAUUCCCUCUGAACUUUUAAUGAAGAACCAAUCAAUAGAAAAUCCUACAGGAAAUGAUACUGUGGAACAAUUUUUGCAAAAGGAUGCAGAGCAUUUAGAUACUAACGAAACACAAAAGUAUAUUAAUGACUAUCAAGAUCUUUUCUACAAAUUUAAGGACUUUGUAAACACUGGAAUUAACACUAAUAUAAAUAGAACGGACUCAAUGAAUUACAAUCAUGAUGAGAAGAGAAUUAAUGUGACAUAUGUAUUGCCAAUACCCAAAACAAAAAAGUAUUUUAAAAUUAGUAUAUCAAAUCUAAGUGUGACCCAGUACAAUGUGAUCAAUUAUUUUGUUAUGGAACACAUGAAGAACAAAACAAAAGCUUUUUUCAAAAACAGAGAAAAUGAAAUUGUGAACAUUGACAUAGGUGAUGAAAGGAAACAAGUUACCAGCAGGGAUCUUACAGAAAUAGAACCACAGAAGACACCCUCUUUAAACAGUACAAGUCCAUCAAGUCAGAUGCCCACCAAUCCAGAUCAGGCGAUAGCAUAUUUUCAUAAUUUAUUUAAUGAAAAAGACUAUGGAGAUCUUUUGGAAAUCAUUAAAUCCAAGCAUUCAAACAUCAGUGAGUUUAAAGCUGAAACAACGAAUUUUAAAGAUACAAAGAAAUUGCCAGUAAUUAAAAAUAAUGGUUAUCAUGCUGAAAUUUCAACAGAUUACAUCCACAAAAAAUAUGAUGUUCAAGGAAAUAAGAGUUUGCCUGUAAACAGUUCUGUUUCCAACAAUAAUAAUUUUCAUCAAUUCAUCGACCAACAAAAUCUAUCUAAAGAACAAAAAGAUGAUGUUAACAAAUCUAUAACAGGAACAGCAACAACUUUUCUCAGUCCAAUUCAAAGAAACACCACAAAAUUGAUUUUACAACCGCACUCCAAGUUACCAUUUUCAUACAAUUCUUCUACGGUUCGGCAUGGUUUGAGCCCACAAAGAAAAAAGACGAAUUUAAAUCAUUUUGAUCUUAAAGUACCGUCCUUACAUACUCCAAGACCACAACUUGUCGUAAGUGUGUCGGAAACACAGCCAGUAGAAACAGCAACACCUUCAACAGUCUUGACUGAAAAGAAGACAGUCAACGAAGUACAUACCCCUCAAACAGCUAAUAACACAGAUUUUAAUGUUACUUCAAGUGUACCAACAGCAGAAAAUAUAACUUCACUGAUGAAUCCAUCCAUGGUGACGCAAGACUGGAUGGAUAUUUCAGAACUGUACAAGAAUACAGUGAACGAAAAUGUCUUACCAUCCAUAUCGAACCGACCUCCAUCUGAUGCUGGAAUGAUUGACAUCAGUGGGCCUCAGGAUACUGCCUCAAUUAGUGUAUUACAGGCGGCCAACUGGAUCCUUGGGAUGAAGAAACGUCUAGAGGAAGAAGAGAAGAAUAAAACUGAGCGUUACAAGGACUAUAUUAAGCAAUAUUUAGGAGGCGAAAGUGAUUCCGUUUAUCUCGGGCAAAAGGAAGAUGGCAGCAGUGUGAUGAAGAUUAACAAACAGGACAACACUUUGGAGGAGUUGAAAAAUUUAAUGAUGAGUUAUUUCACUGUAAUGAACUUCACUGAUAAAAAGGGGACUGCUGAGAGUAAUUCUUUCUUGGAAGUUGAGUCUAUUAAGAAUGCUACAAACAUUUUUGAGCUGAUGGAGAUGUCGAGCCAGUUGGCGAAAUUUAAUUUACAGAUGAAAAAGCAGACCAAUAGCAGGGAGCCAUCAGGAUUUGUAAAAAGAGUUGUGGAAAGUCAGGUGGAAAAAUGCACAAGAAUUUUUAACAAGAGCUUGUCCUCCAAAGGUAAACAGAAAAUACCAGUUUUACUUAAGAAAAAUAACAAUCGAAGAUACAUGGUAUUCACUAAUUGCAUGAACUUCAAGUUACAAAAAUGCAUUAAAGAGUUUAGUAUCUGGUUGGAAAAAGGCAGAUACUACUUGAGACAACAGUUUCAACUUAGUAGAGCCUAUGAAAACUAUGAAAUAGAGCGGAAUCUGUACUGCCUGAGGACAUACAACGCAUCCUCCCUCGACAGCAACCGCCAUGGAGUGAGAGUUAGACCAAGAUAUAAAGGGAAUAGGAAGCCUCCUGUGAAUCGAGCACAAGGAAAGAGCAAGACUAGAAUCCAGAUAAGAAAGCUAAGAAAUAGAGAUCACAAAGUGAAAAAUGGAAGAAACACACAAAUAAAUAAAGAAUACAACAACCGCCAAACAAAUAUUCAAAAAAGGCGAAAAAAAUCAAGAGUUCAAUUCAAAUAUAAUUCUCGACAACAAAUUACUUCCAGAAGACAAAACAGAGAGCACAAACAAAACAAAACCAUGCAAUCUCAAUCUGACAAUACAAAUCAAGAUUAACUGAAGUAAUCUUUGGUUAAAUGAAAAUGAAAAAAGUUUGAACUUUUUAUAUUUAGUUUACACUAAUGGAUUUUUUAUAUUUGCUAUAACCUAGUUUAGUUUUGCACCUGAAUUCUUAUUUUUAAUCUUCAUGUUAAUUGUGCAAAUCAAGGUAUUAUCUUGUAGUUAUAUUAUAUUAUUAUCUCUUAAUAUUAUCUUAAAACCUCUGAUUUGAUUAAUAGUAAUGUUUGUGUAAUUUUGUUUUAUAAUAAAUAAAUAAAAAUUAUUAUUAAA
This is a messenger RNA of Homalodisca vitripennis (glassy-winged sharpshooter), 3033 nucleotides long. RefSeq lists its product as uncharacterized. The record is from RefSeq and is a predicted model, not a curated record. Bases 49 to 2760 code for a protein of 903 amino acids. NCBI's taxonomy places the organism in Eukaryota, Metazoa, Arthropoda, Insecta, Hemiptera, Cicadellidae. The transcript has 3 exons.